AUUAUUUAAUUACCGUCUAUUGUUUUUUUCAGCCCUCAAGAAAUACUAUUUUUUUAUAUGCGAAAUUCAAAAGAAACAUUGUGACUAGUAGCGGGACAAGAUUGAAAAGGGCAAUGAUAGUGGUUUGUUGAAGCGGGGUGGCCAAGUAAACCAAACAACCUCUGGUGCUUCUGUCUCUCUUUUCUCCACUGUCCCUUCCUCUGCUUUCCUCUGUUUCUUCUUUGAGUUGAAAACAAUAUCGGAUUUUUUUUCUGUGUGCUACUCGGCUGCCUAACUUGUGUUUUACUCUUCCCCUUUCACUGUAUUGUAUCAUCCAAGUUUCUGUGCGAUUCACCUAGCGAGUUUCUAAGAUGCUGUGUCGCUGUAUGGAUGCAGAGUAAUCUUUCUGUUUCUCAUACGUAUGUUUUGGGUCUCUUCAAAAUAUGGUUUUCUCUGACGCUUUGGCUUAUCCCUUGGGCUUCUUUGAUUCUUACACUUCAGGAAGCUUUCCUUGUCUUUCCCCUGCUUUUACCUAAUUGGUUUUCUAGAGAGAAAAAAUCAAGAUACGAAUUCCAAAUUCCAUUAUUUAUUUUUCUGGGAUACAACCGUUUUGGCCAAUGUCCUUCCGUUUGAUAUUGUUGCGUCCUCUCUUACUCUCCUUGCUUGGGUUACCUUGAUAUUCCUAGAAAGCCUGCCUAAUUUCAUGUUUGAUGGGUUGUCCUUGAUUUGUCGUGUUGCAAUUUAUAUCUAAUUUGUAGAGAAAAGGGAAAGAAACAUUGAAAAAAAAAAUCCAUUUUUUUGUGUUCGUAAGUUAGCCCUCAUCAUGAAAUUUCUCACUUUCUUGGUGGGUGUGUGAUAUCUUUUCUUUUACUUGAGGGUUUCUGUGUUCGUUGGUCACAAAAAAAAGAAAUGAAGGAAAAGGUGGAUUCCCCCGUUACAGUUCUGGAAGACUAUUUCAGGAGCUCGGAUUCAGAAUCAAGUUCUUCCAAAGAUCCUGCAGUGGAUUCUGAAUCUCAAGACCUUUCAAAACAUGCUUCUAGGUGGCAUGCAUUUCGUCACUUGUUUAGAAGUGGGUCGAAGAAACAUACGAACACGUUGCACCCUCUCGGUGCCCUCAAGCUCUCCAAAAGAAUGAGCACUAGCAUGAGGGAAACCAUUCUCCCAAGUUGUUUCUUGGAUGCAAAUGCAUCCCCUUGCAGGUCGCCGUGGAAGAUCUUUUCUCAUCAUGAGAUUCAGGUUGCAACCAAUUCAUUUAGCCAAGAAAAUUUGAUUGGGAAAGGUGGCUAUGCUGAAGUCUACAAAGGGUGUUUGCCAAAUCGUCAGCUAGUGGCAAUUAAACGUUUAACAAGAGGAACAGCUGAUGAAAUCAUAGGGGAUUUCUUAUCAGAGCUCGGUGUAAUGGCUCAUGUAAACCAUCCCAAUACUGCUAAGCUGGUUGGCUAUGGAGUGGAUGGUGGAAUGUAUCUGGUUCUUGAGUUGUCUGAAAAAGGAAGCCUAGCUUCAGUUCUUUAUGGUUCCAAGGAGAAGCUACCAUGGUGUACAAGGAACAAAAUUGCAUUAGGAAUAGCUAAGGGUAUACUAUAUCUUCAUGAGGGUUGUCAAAGAAGAAUUAUCCACAGGGAUAUAAAAGCAGCCAAUAUCUUGCUCACGGAGGAUUUUGAGCCUCAGAUUUGUGAUUUCGGGCUAGCAAAAUGGUUGCCAGAAAAUUGGACUCACCACACCGUUUCAAAAUUUGAAGGAACUUUCGGUUACCUUGCACCUGAGUACUUGCUACAUGGCAUAGUGGACGAGAAAACGGACAUAUUUGCCUUUGGUGUGUUGCUAUUGGAAUUAGUGAGUGGGCGUCGAGCACUUGAUUAUUCACAGCAAAGCCUUGUGUUGUGGGCAAAACCAUUGCUGAAAAAAAAUGAUAUUAUGGAGCUCAUUGAUCCUUCACUAGCAGGUGACUUCGACUCCAGGCAAAUGAAUCUUAUGCUCUUAGCUGCUUCUUUGUGCAUACAACAGUCCUCGAUUCGUCGCCCCUCUACAAGACAGAACAUCUGCGAGUCAACCCACUAACCCUUCUGUUCUGUGUGUCUGUGUACCUUAACAUGUGUGACAAGGUCCAUUAUGAAGCAUGUGACUAUGACAAAGUCCUUUAUGAAGCAUGUGACCCUUUGGUGCAGGUUGUACAGCUUCUGAACGGCAACCUUAGCUGCUUUAAGGGCAUGAAGAAAACCCGAAUGCCGUUCUUCAGAAGAGUCUUCCGAGAAGAACUUCAUGAUUCCGAAUAGUUGAAUUGAACAUAGUACUCACACGAUCAUCAAGGCUGAAAGGUGGUCUCUAUCAUCUCUUCUUUCUGCUGGAGAUUCUGCAGAUAGAAAUUGCCUCAUCAAACUCAAAAUUUUGCACUUUGCCUAGCCCAAAAAAACAUCAUGCUUCUAUCCCCUUCAACCUCUGUACAUAAUAGAUUCUUUAUAGAAAAUGUUAUUAACGUUAGUUACAUGAAAGGAAGAAAUAUUGUAUUACCUGUGGGUCUACCUAAAUUAUUUAUUGAAUAAAAACAAAUACCUUUUCUCUCC
Messenger RNA from Vigna radiata var. radiata (mung bean), 2540 nucleotides. RefSeq names its product receptor-like cytosolic serine/threonine-protein kinase RBK2. Gene Ontology annotation, biological process: protein phosphorylation. The transcript has 7 exons. The record is from RefSeq and is a predicted model, not a curated record. The coding region runs from base 889 to 2037 and encodes 382 amino acids. Gene Ontology annotation, molecular function: ATP binding; protein kinase activity. NCBI's taxonomy places the organism in Eukaryota, Viridiplantae, Streptophyta, Magnoliopsida, Fabales, Fabaceae.